This is a messenger RNA of Caenorhabditis elegans, 1551 nucleotides long. The record is from the annotation of a RefSeq genome assembly. Lineage: Eukaryota; Metazoa; Nematoda; Chromadorea; Rhabditida; Rhabditidae.
AAUCUGUGCUCCAAAGCCUUCGAACUGACGGACUUGUGUCCCGAAGUCGAACUCUUGAAGUUGUCACCGAGUUGGCUAAUAAGAAAGACGCUACGUUGUCUUUUUAUUUCCGUCACUUCUUCUACCACCGUUUCCACAGUAAUCUCAUCGAAGGCUCAGGUCGCCUACUCGACAAAAUUAAUGAUACUACUGCUGCCCAACAACAACUACAAACUACAAACGAACUCGACGGCGAUGGCCCAGAAAUUGCAAUCGCCGCGGCCAAAGCAUUCCAUCCGACUGAAAAAUUCGAUUUGGAAAUGAAUGUGGACGACGAUGAAAUUCUGAAAGUAUUUGAUAUACAAGAACAAGAGCAAAUUGUGAUGAAAAAAAUCCGACAUUUGGAGAAUUCUGACUUACAUUUCGAGCGAAUUCAUGUGAAUUUGGCGAAAAAAGAGCGAUUUUUUGACGACGUUCAGAGCUCGGAAAAUGACUCAAGCGACGAAAAACUCGCCGAAAUUUGCGAUUUUUUGAGCCAAAAUUGCCGGGAAAUCUCGAAUGCUGCGAAGCCUCCUCGAGCAACACUUGACGAAUGGAUUCAGACUGGAAAAUUCGAAAUACAACGUCGUCGAGAGAUCCGGGCGGUUUGCCACGUCAUCAAGGCCAUCGGUCAGAUGGGAAUUACACUUGGCGAGCUGUGUGGAAAAUUGAAAAUUGCCAUAGAGCAAAUUGCCGGAAUUUUGGCCGAUUUGAGCGGAGACAAGAAAUGGUGUCCGAGACCUUGGAUUGCGCCGGAAGGUUGCAUCUCCCUGCCGGUAGUUCGUUGGAUGGCUGAAAGUGUUCUGGUUUUAAUUGUUUCAAAGCUUGGAAUUCAACUGAAAGACGUCAUCACAACAUACGAAUUCGCUGUUCAACCGAUUGCUAUUCGAGAAAUUAUUUCCCUGCUGGAAAUGCUCGAUUGCAUUGAAUUUAUCACUGAAGAAUUCAAAUCUCCAAAAAUGACGUCUCCAUUCUCAUCGCCAUCUACCCGACAAUCAAUCACUUAUAUUCAAGCGAAAAUCGACGGAAUUGACAAAUUUUCGCGAAUUUUCCAUUCGAUUCCACUUUUGAGCACAAUGUCAUCGAAACCACUCUCUUAAAACUGCAAAUUUCUGGAUUUUCGACCUUAAAAUUUUUAAAAAUUCCCAAAAAAUCAAAUUUCUGUCAAAAUUUCAAGAUUUUCCACCCAAAAAAGCUCUGAAAAUGCAAUUUUUUCAGGCAAAAGUUGCCGAAAAAACCAGAUUUACUCUUAAAAGGACACACAAUAUAAAAAUUUCGAAUUUUUUCAAAAAAAAAAAUUAAAUUCAUAUUUUUGGAAAUUUUUAUUUGAAAAAUUCGAAUUUUUUGGAAAAAAAUCGGAAAAUUUCAAAUAUUCAAUUUUUUUGGGAAAAAAUUCCGAAAAUUCCAAUUUUUAAUUAAAAAAAACCGAUUUUUCAACAUUUUAACUGCAUUUUAGGACACUUUUCACAAUAAAAAUGAUAAAAUUUUCAAAAAAAAAAAGGAUUUUGUAGUGUAUUCCGAAAUAAAUCACAU